Molecule: messenger RNA, 3878 nt
Organism: Drosophila albomicans
Lineage: Eukaryota; Metazoa; Arthropoda; Insecta; Diptera; Drosophilidae
Gene: DIP-delta
Product: lachesin
Exons: 13
Coding region: 852-2288 (478 amino acids)
Cellular component (GO): neuron projection
Source: RefSeq, a predicted model, not a curated record
GCAAUGUUAUGUUAUGUUUAUGUUGGCAAACUUAUCGUACACUGUUAUUAACAGCUUGUUAAGCACGUGGAUUUGGCAACGAUAAAUUAUCGAUAUCGACAUGUGGCCCAAAAAACGAAGAAGAGCAACUGACGCUUGUGAAAUAAGUUUUGCGCAUGCGUGUGUUUCUAAGAAAUUUAUUCGCAAUGCGCAAUUAACAAAGUUCGUCGAAUAAAAGGAAAAACACGGCGAUUGUCGGCAUUAUUUUCAAUGAAAUUAAACAAGAGCAGCAGCUGCAGCAUAAAUGCAUCGAUUAUGCCGAGUCAGUGCGGAGAUCAGCUGGACAUAAAAAUUAAUAUUUUCAAGUAUGCACAGUAAAAAUCAACAAAAACAACAACAACAACAGUCACGAGAGCAACAAGAACGACCACAACAAUCACAACAACGAGCAACGACGACUACGACAACAAUGCAAAGCGGCGCGUCAAGUGAAUUAAGCGAUUUUUAAAGCUUUACGCUAAAUGAAAUUUGAAUUGCCAUUUUCUGGAAAUUGGAAAAGUGGAAAGUGUUCACUUGUGUGUGCAAAUUAAAUUACGCAAAACAAAUAAAUGUAAAUCAUUCCUUUUCACCCGCACACUCACUCGCAAAACAAAACAAACAACAUCAACAUGUAUGAGAAAUCAAAGUAAAUCUGCGAUAUCCAAAUGCAAAUAUCUAUGAAAUGAAUGCAGAACGCUGUGAAAACUAAAUAACCAAACAACAUUUCGUGUAAUUCAACAAACUGUGUGUGCGUGUGCGUGGGUGUGCAAGUGUGUGUGUAUUUUACUAAUUCUGAUUAAACACACAAAUCUGUGAAUAACACACAACACAAAAUGUUUAUCAUUACGGUAAUUAAACUCUUGCUAAUUGCGCUCAACAUAUUUCCAAGCCGUUUCACAAAUCGGCGAAUUAUGUUUCUCAUCUACAUGACGAAUCUAGUGACACAUGUUAUGAUGGAUGAGCCACGCUUUGCACAGCCCAUACCGAAUGUCACCGUUGCCGUCGGCCGUGAUGCGAAUCUGCCCUGUGUGGUCGAGCAUUUGGGUGGCUAUAAGGUGGCCUGGAUACACAUUGAUCGACAGAUGAUACUCACCAUACACAGACACGUUAUAUCAAGGAUACCACGGUACAGUAUUACGUACACGGACAACACGUGGCUACUGCAUGUGAAUCAGGCGCAUCAGGAUGAUCGCGGCUAUUACAUGUGCCAGGUGAACACCAAUCCCAUGAUUAGCCAGGUGGGCUAUCUGCAGGUUGUAGUGCCACCCAACAUACUGGACAUUGAGAGCACACCAUCUUCGGUGGCGGUGCGUGAAAACCAAAACAUCAACAUGACAUGUCGCGCCGAUGGUUUUCCCACACCCAAAAUCAUUUGGCGACGCGAGGAUGGCGAGGAAAUUGCCGUUGAAAAGAAGAAGAAAGUGCUUGUGUACGAUGGCGAUGUGCUGCCGCUGACCAAAGUGAGCCGCAAUGAGAUGGGCGCCUAUCUGUGCAUUGCCACCAAUGGAGUGCCGCCCUCAGUGUCCAAGCGGAUCAUAUUGGAUGUGGAGUUCUCGCCCAUGAUUUGGGUGCCGAAUCAACUUGUUGGCGCGCCAGCUGGCACAGAUGUAACCAUCGAUUGCCACACGGAGGCGCAUCCCAAAGCCAUCAUCUAUUGGGUGUACAAUUCAGUGAUGGUAUUGCCGAGCAAAAAGUAUAAGACCGACUACACGGAGAACUCAUAUCGUGCACACAUGAAACUGACGAUAAGAAACCUGCAAUAUGGCGACUUUGGCAACUAUCGAUGCAUCUCAAAGAACUCGCUGGGGGAAACGGAAGGCUCCAUACGUGUUUAUGAAAUACCUUUGCCAUCAACACCAUCGAAGCAAGUAACGCACACCACCGUCGAGUCCAGGGAGAGCAACAUUAUACCAGCGUUACGCAACGAUACAACGAAAUCGCUGCAAACGGAUGUGUAUGCAAUGAAAAACGAUUUGUAUACUGGCAGUGGUUCAUCAUUGGCAGCCUCCGGCUCCUCAUCGGCUGCCUCAUCGAGCUCAUCAUCGUCGUCGAUGCAAACCUCGUUGCUGCCCGGCGGCGCCGCCGGCAACAGUUUGUCAGCGUUAAGCGGUGGCGCCACCGCUGGCGGUCCGGGCAGCAAAGGUUCCCUAGCGAUAGGCAAAAGCAUGUUCUAUACCGAGAGACCACCGAAUGAAUAUGCAAGUGCAGCGGCUGGAUUGCUGCAUAGGCUGAGUUGGCUGCUUGCUGGAUUAAUUCUGGCUGCGCUUUGAAAUCAAUAAUUUUGUUUUAGUUACUCGAAGUAAGCAUUUGUGAAAUGCAGCCAAAGGGGGUUCAACACACAAACAAAAAAAAAAAAAAAAAAAAAAAAAAAAUUGGGGUAGCUUUUAGGGGUCUCUAAAUUGAUUUCGCAGUGCAAGCAGAACGAUGAUGAUCAUGAUGAUGAUGAUGAUGAUGAAAUACAUUUGUUUAUAGCAACAAAAACAAAAACAAUAAUAAUCUAACAUAACUACAUACAUAUAUAUUUAAUUGAGUUCAUUUCGCUCGAAAUAGUUUGUAAAUUGAACUAACGAGAGAACGAGAGAAAUAUUCAAGUAUUUUUUGUCAACAAUAAAAAUGCUCAUUCAAUGUACAAUAUGAAAAACGUAAACAUAAGUGAAUACACGUGUAUUUAGAAAUUUAUUUAUAUAUUAUAUUGUAUAUGUAUAAUAAAAGUUAGUAUGAAAUUGUUGAGCUUUGUGUUUGGUCGAGUGUCAGUUUUAGGGCUUAGCAUAUUAUUUUCCCCCAAAAAGAAACGAAAACAAAUUUGCAAAAGCAAAGCUUUUUCUUAUGCAGAAAAAAAAAAAAUAGAGAGAACGUGAAUUGCAUAGAUACGUUGUAUCUAUGAUGUGAGAUAAUACUUUUGCUUCAAUGGAAAUGAAAAUGCAAAUGAUAUGAAAACUAGAAUUUAAUUCAUAAAUUGAGAACAAAAUUGCAUAUCUGAUGUAUGCAUAUCUAAGGAUAAUAACAGAACCUACCAUAUCUUAAUGUUACUCACAUAUAUGACGAGAUAUAUACACACAUACAUAUGAUAUUUAUACUUUAUAUGCCAUUCAUUAUUUUACUUUACAACUUUUAUGCGACUUUUUCACAUGCCGCAGUCUAUUAAUUUGGGUCAGCGCUGCACAAUUAAAUGAAGACAUUAAAGUUUUUUAAUUUCCACUUAUCUUUUAUCUUUAUUAAAUUUUUAAUACCCUUUAAAUUGUACAAAAAGAGAGCAUAUUGUUUCACUUUAAGUUUAGUUCAUAUAGUUAUAAAGUUCUUCUUACUUAUUACGUAUACGUAAUAAACUUGGGCAUUUUUGAGCGUAGAGUAUGCAUUGGUUGACUUGCCAAAAGAAUCUUUUCUUUCUCUGCACAUUUUCUUCGUUUGCUUCUUCUACUCUGGCCAAAAGCCGCAGACAAUUUUCCAGCUCUGCUCGCAGCCCAAAACAAAAUUGAUGUGUGUGUGUGUGUGUGUGUGUGUGUGUGCACAGUGCGCGCGCUCAGUGUGCAACAUAAAAAAUGCAAUUUAUUUAAUGAAAAUGCGACGUGCAGCCUGCUGCGUUGCCACGCCCACUAAAGCAACCGCCCACUUCCCAAAUGGAGAAUGGGAAUGGGAAUGGGUUGUGGGGACAAUCGUGUUGCCAUGUGUCGAUGUUGGGUCGAGGCAUUAAAACGCCUUAAAAAUGUCAUUAAUUUCAUCUCCCUUCGAGACUCACAGCAAACACAAUGCGAUGAGUAGACUGGAGAAUGUGUGAUAAGCUGCAUGAUACCCUGUAAACUCCGAUGUCUGCCUUUCCUUACUUAACUUACCUUGUACACUUCCUGCUUCACUUGCUGAGC